AUGCUUGCUACCGAAACCCUCCAACUUCAGUCAAAUCACCUGCCUGCUGAUUAUGAGAGGCACAGGAAUAGCAUAUUCGCGAACAAACAGCAAAUAUCCUUUCUACCUUGGCCACGACCAGCUCCGGUUCUGGUUGAGGAUGUGCAUUCAGAAGAACAUGUGGAAAUCGAAGAGAAACAGCUGCUGUUGCAGCCGGAAGUUCAGACAGAAAAACACCAGCAGCAAAUGAUAUGCCCCUACACAGCGCAACUCAAGGCCGAAGAGGUCAUGAACAUAGUUGAAGGCUAUGGAUAUCACGAAAAGACAGGUCCAGCAGGAGAAGCUUGGUUGGGACGAGAAUCUUUCACUCCCCGAGUACAGAAACGUAUCGUUGCCAACGAGAUUAUUCCUAUGGUACUACCGGCUUUCCCGAUGAAGAGUAACAACCGUAUGGAUAAGGUUUUGGCUGCACUACCUGAUCUCGGAGAAGAGCUGGGACUGGCUCGAUUGGCAAAUCUUUGUUCUGAUAUCAAGGCUGUCUAUCCCGCUGGAGCAUUAGUGGUGAUUGUCACUGAUGGAUUAUGCUACAAUGACCUCGUUGGUAUUUCUGAUGGAGAAGUAUGGGAAUACGGACAUCGUCUUCGACAAAUUGCUCGAGAGAAAGGAUACGCAUGUAUCCGCUUCAAUCGUAUCAUGAACUUACUGGGCAUUUAUAGGGGUGCGGAGAUCUCCAAAGGAGAAUACACCCAGCUUUGCGAUAAAGCUCGAUCCGAACUCCAUCGUCGUUAUGGUCGUCCUGGAUUUGAUGUUGACACGUUCCUCAAAACUGAUGAGGAUUAUUUGAGGACUUAUAACGGAUAUGACAAAUUCAUGAAGUCUGAUCUUCGCUUCAGUCCGGUGACCAAGAACUGUCCAGGGCCGAAACAAUACAAGAAGAAAGUCAAACUUAUCGCAAAAUCAAUGAUUGUACGAGGAGUGGAAUUCGCCGAAUUGGUUCGCCAAAUUUACCCUGAUAGCCUACGUCUCUCUAUCCAUCCUUCGUCCGGUCAAACCAAGCUUUCAUGCCCACUUAUCCCGCAGCCAAACUCAUUCUCCAUGAGUCCCUGGCACAGCACGGUGGCCGUGACAAGAAACGGCACGUUCAUUACCGCACACAAGUCACAGCAUCGGGAGGAUGACAAGUAUACACUUGUUUAUCGAGAUGAUCAGCCGUACUAUUUCCGCGAGAAAUCUGACCUGUUUGAGUGGAAGAGCUCAAAUGUGGAGUUUGAACAUCACUAUAAACAACACUUGGUGAUUAGAGACAAGUCUGUACAGAAAGAAGAGUGCUUUUGUAUAGAUUGCUCCAAUGGCUCGGUUUCGGAUGGCAAUCACUCCACCAGCCAAGCUGGGGAGCUCUCUGAAGCAGACCUGGACAAGUUGGCCAAGUUGACAAUUCUGCAUAAGAGUGUCAAGUUUAUGUCCGACAAGUGA
Molecule: messenger RNA, 1452 nt
Organism: Talaromyces stipitatus ATCC 10500
Lineage: Eukaryota; Fungi; Ascomycota; Eurotiomycetes; Eurotiales; Trichocomaceae
Product: pyoverdine/dityrosine biosynthesis protein, putative
Exons: 4
Coding region: 1-1452 (483 amino acids)
Source: RefSeq, a predicted model, not a curated record